CCUCCCCGCAGCCCCAGCGCAAAAGCCCCGGGGCGGCGUACCGUGAAGGCAGCGGCGGCGGCGGGACGAGCGCAAAGUUUGCCAGCAUGUCAACCAGCGGUCCCACGGGAGCGGCCUCUGCCCCUGGCAGCAACCGCCGUCUUCAGCAGACGCAAAACCAAGUUGAUGAGGUGGUGGAUAUCAUGAGAGUCAACGUGGACAAGGUCUUAGAAAGGGACCAGAAACUGUCUGAGCUGGACGACCGUGCUGACGCCUUACAAGCCGGAGCAUCCCAGUUUGAGACCAAUGCAGCUAAGCUGAAGAGGAAGUACUGGUGGAAGAACUGCAAGAUGUGGGCCAUCUUGAUCGCAGUGGUGGUCGUUCUCUUAAUCAUCAUCAUUGUUUGGAGCGUGUCUUCAUGAACUGCCAGAGAAAACACUGAAGCUGUGUCAACAAGAAACGUCGGUUUUCUACACAUAACUUGCUGAAUUGCCCAAGCUUUCCUACGGAUAUGCACAAAUCAAACAUUGUUUUGGAUAGAAAUGUUAACGCUGUGUAGUUUAUUGACUGUGUGCCUUAUUUAAAUGAAGUGCUUCAACUUGUAAAUGCAAUUAAGACUGGUUGAGGCUUCUAAGAGCUGUGUGAACUUGAGA
This is a messenger RNA of Elgaria multicarinata webbii, 632 nucleotides long. It is a transcript of the gene VAMP3, whose product is annotated as vesicle associated membrane protein 3. The record is from RefSeq and is a predicted model, not a curated record. The transcript has 5 exons. NCBI's taxonomy places the organism in Eukaryota, Metazoa, Chordata, Lepidosauria, Squamata, Anguidae. Gene Ontology annotation, biological process: SNARE complex assembly; vesicle-mediated transport; vesicle fusion. Gene Ontology annotation, cellular component: SNARE complex; plasma membrane. The coding region runs from base 87 to 401 and encodes 104 amino acids. Gene Ontology annotation, molecular function: syntaxin-1 binding; SNAP receptor activity.